Molecule: messenger RNA, 1963 nt
Organism: Dromiciops gliroides (monito del monte)
Lineage: Eukaryota; Metazoa; Chordata; Mammalia; Microbiotheria; Microbiotheriidae
Gene: PHB1
Product: prohibitin
Exons: 7
Coding region: 154-972 (272 amino acids)
Biological process (GO): mitochondrion organization
Cellular component (GO): mitochondrion; membrane
Source: RefSeq, a predicted model, not a curated record
CUGUCUGGUGAGCUAAGGGUUUGGGCCCUUCUGGUUAAGCUCCGCGCCGCCCCCCGCUCCCGCGUGCUCCCGUGGUAUACUGAGGAGAGUGGGAGGGGGCCGAGGAAAGGAGGAGGUGUGAGAGGCAGAAGACCAAGAGCAUCUGGAGGAGACAUGGCUGCUAAACUGUUUGAAGCUGUUGGCAAGUUUGGCCUGGGCUUAGCUGUUGUAGGAGGAGUUGUCAACUCUGCCUUAUAUAAUGUGGAUGCUGGCCACAGAGCUGUCAUCUUUGAUAGGUUCCGUGGAGUCCAAGACAUUGUUGUAGGAGAAGGGACUCAUUUUCUCAUCCCAUGGGUACAGAAACCAAUUAUUUUUGACUGCCGUUCCCGGCCACGUAAUGUCCCAGUAAUCACUGGUAGCAAGGAUUUACAGAAUGUCAAUAUCACUCUUCGCAUUCUCUUCCGACCCGUUGCCAAUCAGCUGCCCCGAAUCUUCACCAGCAUUGGCGAGGACUAUGAUGAGCGAGUGCUGCCAUCUAUAACCACUGAGAUCCUCAAGUCAGUGGUAGCUCGAUUUGAUGCUGGAGAAUUGAUCACCCAGAGAGAACUAGUCUCCAGGCAAGUGAGCGAUGACCUCACAGAGCGAGCAGCGACCUUUGGGCUCAUCCUAGAUGAUGUUUCUUUGACACAUCUGACCUUUGGGAAGGAGUUCACGGAGGCAGUAGAAGCCAAACAGGUGGCUCAGCAGGAAGCAGAGAGGGCCAGAUUUGUAGUGGAAAAGGCUGAGCAACAGAAGAAAGCAGCCAUCAUCUCAGCAGAAGGUGACUCCAAAGCGGCCGAGCUGAUAGCCAAUUCACUGGCCACCGCAGGAGAUGGCCUGAUAGAGCUUCGUAAGCUGGAGGCCGCAGAAGACAUCGCAUACCAGCUUUCCCGCUCUCGGAACAUCACCUACCUGCCUGCUGGACAGUCAGUGCUCCUCCAGCUUCCCCAGUGAGGCCUGUAGCCCCACUGACCUACCCCACUCAGCCAUGAUCUAAUCCACAGCCUUUCCCUGCCCCCUUCCCUACCCAAAAUCACUGUGAGAUUUAAUGAUUUGGCUAUAGCAAAGGAAAUAAAAUUAAAGUCAUUUUGGGAUCUUUAAUUUCUCCAUGAGAUUAAGCUCUUUCAUUCUUUACAUCUCUCCUGUUCACCCCAAUCUUAAGUAAGAACUGCUGUCUGUCUUGAACAAGUGGCUGGGGUAACACUGCCCUCAACCCUCUGGAGAAGCACAACCAUAGUGCUUCUGGGAACAGGUCAAAGGAAGAAGGGCAGAAAGAGAUGUGCAAGUGGGCAGCUUUAAUGAACUGAUGCAGCCCGGAGCUUCCUGCCGUUUGACCAGAGAAGAUAAGAAAAGGGUGGCCCCCAGAGCUGUAGUUAGCUAUUGGCUAUGGUUAGAGAGAAGGUAGCCCUCAAUUCCAGCAUUUUGUUUAUAGACACCAGGAGGUGCCGUGGAGGCUCAGGAAGGAAACGGGCCUUCUGUUGCCAUGAGACUGAUCAUGAACUGUUGCCAUGAGACUGAUCAUGAACUAUAUGGGACUAAUGGAAGCAGAUGUGUAGAGGAUUGGUACUGACUGAGAGCUGGCCCUGCUGGAGUAUAGGGGAAAUCUCUUUUCUUUCUCCUCUACCCCAAGGUGUUCUAAGGAUGGAAUGGUUUUGGGGGGAGGGUCCUGGAGUAAGAUGGGGAUCCACCUGGAAGCUUCCCCCCCCCCCCCAUUCUCAGCCCCUUUCAAAAUGUUCAGGAGAGAACUCUCAGUCUGAGGAAUUGCAUUCAGUGCUGACUCAAUAUGCUCUCCAGUGAUGUGAGUCCUGAGUUCUGGCUCUUCUAUUCAGAGACGCUGCCCUUCUCAACAGCUAUUUGUCUCUUAUUGUGGAGGGAAUGGGAACAGCUGUGGGGGAGAGAACAAAUUGUGUAACCUGCCUUCAAUAAAUGACACCCAAAUUCCCUA